GCGCAUCGUGACAAACAGCCCGAAAACCGUCGGAAAACAUCGAGAGCCCGCGAUCGAUCGUGCCGGAGAGACAAUCUAUAAUUUCGUUCUACGCUACUCCUGCGCUACAAUCUGUUCGUCCUUCCGGAGGACACGCCGUACCACGACGCUCCAGUGAGACACUCGAUCAUCGCGGAAUCCCAAAUGAUCCGGGACAGACAGACUCGUGAAAGUUUGUGUGAAACGUGAAAGCCAAGUGCAAUACCAUCUAGAUAAGAAGAUCGAGAAGAAAUCAGGUUAGAUCUGAUUGCUAGUGUAAUUAUCAGCAUGUGCAGCAAUGAGAGUCCUCCGCCGGCGAAGGAGCCGCUGGCCGUCGGCCUCGGGAACCCCAUGGCAGGGUUCCUGCCUGGUCUCGAGCACUACCGUCUUCAAUUGUACCAUUACGCGAUGGCAGAGAGGCUGCGGCUGGCUCAACAGUUGCAUCCCCAGCAUCCGGGGGUCGGUCCACCGCCUUCCAGCGCCCCGACUCACUUGGGGAUCAGCCCCGGGUUCCCGGCUCCGUUGCCGCUGUACCCAACGACCGCCGCCGCCGGGUACCCGAGCCGACUGGCUCUGUCGAUGGCUCUGCUGCACCCUCACCAUCAGAGAAUACCGGAGGAGCCGAAACCCCAGCACAGCUACAUCGGCCUGAUCGCCAUGGCGAUCUUGUCCUCGCCCGAGAAGAAGCUGGUGUUGUCGGACAUUUAUCAGCACAUUUUAGAGCACUAUCCUUACUUCCGCUCCCGGGGACCAGGUUGGAGGAACUCGAUCAGGCACAACCUGUCUCUGAACGACUGCUUCGUGAAAUCCGGCAGAAGCGCGAACGGAAAGGGGCACUAUUGGGCUAUACACCCCGCCAACUUGGAGGACUUCCGGCGCGGGGACUUCCGAAGACGCAAGGCCCAAAGGAAAGUCCGCAGGCACAUGGGUCUGGCAGUGGACGAGGAGCCCGACAGUCCCAGUCCGCCGCCGUUACCCGCGACACCGCCUCCUCCAGCCACCCUCGGUCCGCCGGUCGCGUCGCAGACAAUCUCCAGCAUCUGGACGCAUCAUCAUCAUCCGCACCACCAGCAGCAGCAGCAGCAGCAGCAGCAACAACAACAACAACAGAACCAACAACAGAACUUUCAGAGCCAGACGCUGAGGCAGUCCUCGUUUCAACCCUCGAGGAAGAGGCUGUUCGACGUAGCGUCGCUGCUGGCGCCCGACGACCAGCAUCAGAUCGAGUCCGACCUGAAGCCAAUAAAGAGCAGACGGUUCAGCUGCAGCGAGGACGAGCUGCACGACCUCCACGAGCCGGACCAGGACGAGGAGGACGUCGACGUAGACGUGGUCGCCGAGACGAACGCCGUGCCGUCACCCAACACCCCCUCGGCCAGUCCCGACGUCAAGGUCAUCUCCUCCGGAGCACACUGGAGCAACCAGACCCUUCAGAACUCGAGUCCUCAGAUCUCCGGGCUGCAUCUGCACAAUCACCUGCAGGCCAGGAGUUACUACGUCCCGGCCACCUCCAGCACCGGGUCCAGCGUCUAAGGAUGAUCAGUGUCUCCUCCGAGAACUAUGGUGAAUUCUUUGCUAUGGGGGUCGUGGCAUUAGGUCCGGGAUAGUGACGAGGUGACCUGCUCCGAGAUGAUCGCGGGUCGAUAGCAGGGGUGCUAAGCUAGUCGUGCCAAAUCGAGAACCCAACGAGUUACUCCGACCUGCCAACGGCUCCGGAUCGAUUAGCAUAAUUCGUUGUAAAUACCGCGAAUCGAAUCAGAUCGGAUCGGAUCGGAUCGAAUCGAGUCCUCGAACCGACAACGCGCAGACGUCUCCGGGCUAGCCUGGCUCGAGGCAGGGUCCAGCAAUGGACUAACUCCUGGUGCGCUCCUCGGCGCCGAGUCUCUUGCCGGAGACGUGAACCGCAAGAAUCGUUUUUCGAGGCCGCCGCUACCAAUUCCACUUGUAUUAAAACGAUGUGUUAGGAGAAGAAUAUAUGUGUGCUGUAUAAAUAAAUGUGUAAGGGAAACUAUGUAUAUUCCGAUUCGAGAGUAGAACCCCGCAUGCCUGAGACCCCACGAGGUAGAUACGUCGCUUAUCUUUCACGGUGCACUUCGUGCAGCUGCCUGCGGAUCUUAUGCAUUUGUCAAGCAUCUCGACAAGAUCUUUCACGCGGAAUCCGAUAUCGUGAUCGAUUAUGGGUAUUGGAGAUCGCGCGCGUCUAUGUUUACAUUGAUGUUUGCAACUUGCAGUCUAAAUUUAACGAGAUUAUCAACUCAUUCGAAACGUGAAUCUUUAAGCUACAAUGUUUUCGUUCGAUACUUUGCAUCAAAUAACUGUCUGAUACCUCUUUCGAGAAUUUUAACUGUUUGAUUGUAACUUAAAAUUGUUUGAUUAUUGCCGUUAGAAGGAUUGUAACAAGAUCUUCAUUUUACUUGAAAUAUAAUCUGAGAUGUACUAUUGGUAUCUAGGAACUUUGUAACGAUGAUUUCUAUUGAUUCAGGAAAUGAAUCCGUAACAGGAAUAUUCUUGUUCGAUUCUUGCUGUUCAUUUUGUAGACAUCUGGAAUUUGAUGAUGUAUAAUUAAUGAUACUGUAACAAGAUUUUCAUUUAGAACUGGGACCUUCGAGACAAUUCACAAGACGUGCAACAAGUCUUCCAUUUUGAAGCAUAAAACUCGAUGUAAAACUUCUAUUCGAAUCCUUGAGACUUCACAAGUCACAGAAAUGUGCACUUAAGUUGCAAAAAUUUGUACUUACGUCACAAAAGGUACAUAAGUCACGGAAAGUACCAACGUCACAGAGAGUACUUGUGUCACAAGAAGUGCUGAAGUCACACAAAAUGUACUUAAGUCAUGAAAGGUAGUUAUGUCACAGAAAGCACUUAAGUGACAAAAAGUACUUAUGUCACAAGAAGUACUUAAGUCACAAACAUUCAGAAAAAUUUCUGUGUGCUUACUUCGCAAACAUUUCUUGCAUAUUUCACAAAAAUUUGUGCUUACGUAAAAAUGUACACUCUAUAAUGAUCUCCGAGAGAAUCUAACGAAUUUUCUAUGAGACGAGGCGAGACGUAGAUUUUCGCGUGAAAGAAAUACGGUUUGAACUUCAGCGAGAAUUUCACCGUGGAAGGCGAUUUUCCGGUGCGUUUUAGAGCUAUUAUAAAAUCGAAUUGUGCCAAUCGUGGGGUUCUACCCGCGAAUUAAUUCUUGUAAAUAGGGGUGAAUCCCCAAGAUGGCGAUGUCACUAAACUUCGUUCGCGAAAUCAUAAAAAUGCGAAAUGGUUGCGGGGCAUCGCGUCAGACUGAAACGGUCGCGGCUGUUCAAAGUGUAAUAUAAACAAGAAAAUAGUCGAAGGAUUACUAUAGCUCGUCUUUAUUAUUGACCGUUUGUCAUCGUUUUUUUUUCUCGGGAAACGGUAUAUGUACUGCGUGUGUAACGCGAAUGUAAUAUUACACGCGCCCCUUCUGUAUGUAUGUAUGUAUGUAUAUCUACUAUUAUGUAUACGUGCUUACGUAUAACCGAAGAUGUAUCCCGACGAAUUCACGCCUCGACAACACAAAAAAAAACACAUACCGAGAAAGAGAGCGAAAGAGAAAGAAAGAGAGAGUGAGAGUGAGAGAGAGAGAGAGAGAGAGAGAGCGUGAUCGUUUAGGGAAGAGUGUUUUUUAAAGUGAUCACCAUCCACGCAAUGCAAAUGUCGUCGAACCUAAUCCCUGUCUUGAUUCUCAGCGCGGAACCGAUUGCAAUUCAAGUUCAAUAAAGUUUCUGUUCCCAUGAA
Messenger RNA from Megalopta genalis, 3774 nucleotides. It is a transcript of the gene fd102C, whose product is annotated as forkhead domain 102C. Gene Ontology annotation, molecular function: RNA polymerase II cis-regulatory region sequence-specific DNA binding; DNA-binding transcription factor activity, RNA polymerase II-specific. NCBI's taxonomy places the organism in Eukaryota, Metazoa, Arthropoda, Insecta, Hymenoptera, Halictidae. The record is from RefSeq and is a predicted model, not a curated record. Gene Ontology annotation, biological process: anatomical structure morphogenesis; regulation of transcription by RNA polymerase II; cell differentiation.